GCCACACCACUCAUCAGCUCGCUCUCGCCUAUCUUCUCCUAUAAUCUGAGCCUGGUCGCUCGUGGUUCACCGGGAACAGACGCGCUCGAUCGCGCGCCUCGUCGGCAGUCGCCACCGGUGAGCACUCUACGCCGUCGAGCUAGCGCCCGUGGCUGCCUUCGCUCCAACAGCAACCCGACGAACGGCCCUCGCCGCGCGAAGCCCUUCAAUUCUUCCGAAGAAUCUAUCAAAUCAGUGAGAUUAAUCUACACAAAUGCUUGCAGCUGAAGAACUGAAACUGAUCAUCCCGUUGUAGUUCCCCCCCUGAGACCCAACGGCGGCGUAUGUCGAUCUCCUCGUGCCGGACCUGAGCAACGUCGUCGGACAAACUCGAUCUCCCCGCUCCGAACAACCACUCGAAAAAAAGCCUCUGAAGACCUCCCUCGGACCGUCCACCCAAGGCAGGCACACGUCAUUGCCUUCUACAUGCAUGGCAAAGCGUGGUUACUGGUACCACAGUUCAACCGCUUUGCUAAGCCUAAACUCUUCAAACCGGAAGAAUUAAUAGGAGAAAAACAUGGAGAAGCCGAGUGAAAUUGCCAAAUCGAUAUUUCUAUUUCUGAAAUCAGACGAGGCCAUGGUCAUGCGGAUCGAGUUCCUGGUGGUGGUCACGGCCGUAUUGUUCCUCCUGAUGUCUAUCUUGGACAUGUUCCGUCAUCGGUCACGCCACAACCUCAUCAAGUAUUUUCUAUUGAUCCUAGACGGCAUAAGCGAUUCCACGUUGAUCUACACAAUUGGGCUGAUGCAGAGUGUGCCUUCGCUGAAGAAAGACCUGUUCCCGGUGUGGGCGCUGAUGCUGGUCAACCUCCGGAGCAGCGUCUGCUUCAUCUCGGCGUACGGCAUCCCUGACCAACAGAACCGCCGGUUUACAGAGGUAGCAAGGGUGAUGGCACUUAUAGGGGUGGCAUUCUUGAACACAACGUUCAACAGCCGGUUCAAGCAUCCUAUCUGGGCACUUUGGGCGAUGCAGGUAGUGAGAUGUGGCUACCUCUUAAGGGUGUACAGGCUCGCCACAAGGUCCUACUUGCAUGGCUGGAGCUCACCGCUUCUGACAGCAUACAUGGGCACCCCCGAUGGCGUUGCUGCGAACGGUGAUACAGCCACAAUGCGAGGAUACAAGUACUUGGUAUCUGGAGAUCAGAAGCAAACAGUUGAAGUGAAGCCUCCUGAGUACAAGUUCACUCUGUUUGUCCCAGAGCACAGAAGGAAAAUGCUCGUCACACUUGACAAGGUUUGGCAGCAGGAUGCAAGCGACACUAGUUCGACUGACAUCCUAACACCACAGAUGAAAGACAUGUGCCUGUCUUUUGCAUUAUACCGCUUACUCCGUUGCAGAUUUGAUGACUUGAGCCUGCCAAGUGACAGUGUCGUCAACACCAGAAGAUUAAUCAGUAAAAUCAUCGGCAAAGGCAACGCGGAUUUCGCUACACAAAUAAGCAACUACAGCGAGAAGACCUUCAGGAUUGUGAGAUCAGAGCUCGCGUUCCUCAACGACUACUUCUACACAAGAUACCCCGUCCUCUUCUGGCGUGGCUUCCCAAUCUUUGCUUCCUGCCACCCUGUGCUAACAAUUGCUUUCACUGUUUGGCUUGGAAAGGAUCUCCAUAAAAUUUACAAGCCUAAGCAGGGGGGCGCCAACGUUGAUAUCAUCAUUACGUGGGGGUUCAUGUUCAUCAUCGUGUUCAAGGAGCUUUGGAAGAUGAUCAUCUACUUGCUGUCAGACUGGACCAAGGUGAUGGUGCUGUGCGAGUACACUGCCGACAGCUUUAAGCAUGCUCCACGAUGGCUUUGCAAGGGCUUUCUCUGGCUUCUAUGCACUCGAAGGUCCAAAAUUGUCCACCAUUGGCACAAUAAGGUAAAUCAGUAUGAAUUCCUUCAAUCAUUUAAUUACAGGCCUUGCAAGUGGAACAUUCUCUACUAUGGAACCCUUGGAUUGUUCGCAAGACGAAGAGAUGGCGAGAAACCAGGCAAAUCAAUCGAGCUGCCAGAAGACGUGAAGUCAGCCAUUUUGAGGUCUCUCUGCUCACAAAACCUUGAGCGAGAUUCUUUGGAGCCAAAUUUCCCAAUAUUGUUUUCGACAUUUGGACUUCCAUGCUCCCACAUCAUCCUCGUGUGGCAUAUAGCAACGACCCUAUGCGAGAUUGAGCUUUCUCAACGUUACAACGGAUGCUUAACUGAUUCUGAGCUGCAGCAUGCAGUCAAGGCUGGUAAGAACUCCCAGCCAUACGUUGUAAAGGAAGAAAGGCUGGAAGGUGCACUGCAAGCUAAUUACAUAGUCGCAAGUUGUAUUUCAAGAUACUGUGCCUAUCUGCUUGUCUCAGAGCCAGAUUUGCUACCUGAUACCUACUUAAGUUCUGCGGAGGUAUUUGAAAGCACCGUGAAAGAGGCUUCAGAUGUUCUAAAGGGAUCUGACAACCUGCAGAGCAUAUACAGAAAACUGAUGUAUCAUGGGGAUGUUGUGAAUGUCGAUAAUAUGAACAGACGUCACCCAAGUGUGAUACUCGCGAGAAGUGCACAAGUUGCUAAGUCCUUGGUUGAAACUGAAGUCAUGGAUCGUUGGGAGAUGUUGGCUGGGGUGUGGGCCGAAAUGUUAGUACAUAUAGCUCCCUCUUGGAAUGCAGCAGCUCACAAGAAAUGCCUUUCAACCGGUGGCGAGUUCGUAACUCAAAUCUGGGCCAUUCUUUCUCAUUGCAACAUACAAGAAAGCAAUCUCUGGCCACAGCAGGAAUCUCCAAAUGAUAAUGAAGCAGAGCAGCAGGAAGAAAGUGUAAGUGGCAAUCAGGCAUCUUUUUCAGCACAACAGCGGGCAGCUGCUGGUCAUGGUGGAGUAAGGGAUGAUGAAGCUGGACCGAGUGGGACAAAGCCAAAUGAUGAAACAAAAGACGAUGACGAAAAGAAGAUGUCGGUUAAUUUGAGUUCAAGAACACCAAUAAAACGUGACAGUGUGAGUUAGUAUAAUAUUGUUGAACUCGAGCUUUCUUAUGUCACAUAUAUGUUCCUUUCUUAAGAACAUGUCUGUUCAUUCUCCAUGUGUAGUAGUUUAUAUGGUUGUUGCUUGCAUGUACUAAGGUGUGGUCUCUUGCCGUACUAUGUACUUUAAACAGCUGCAAAUAUCGUGUUACUUUUUUUCUUA
Oryza sativa Japonica Group (Japanese rice) is the source of this 3172-nucleotide messenger RNA. The record is from RefSeq and is a predicted model, not a curated record. NCBI's taxonomy places the organism in Eukaryota, Viridiplantae, Streptophyta, Magnoliopsida, Poales, Poaceae.